CCUUGCACUUUAACACCUCUACCUAUACCCCUUUAGCUUUCACAGCCACAGCCACCACCUAUCCUCUAACUCCUGCAUGUGUUCCACAGAGGACAGCGGAAUGUGUUGAUGGGGACCAGCCAACUCCCAUUCACACACCCCGCAGGAACGUCAUCUCCCCGGCGGGAGUCCAGAAGGCACAGAUCAAGAGACUGGACAAAGAAAUGGAUGCUGUCUACCGCUCGGAGACGGAGAGAAAACUGUCAGGAGAAAUGGUUUCUAUGAGAGAAUACAUAUCCACUAACAAGGUGUCUCUGGCAGUGAUGCAGAAAGAGCUCUACGAGACAGCGAUGGGGCGUGGGCAAAUCUACUCGCUAUAUCCAAGGCCCAGUCAAGAGCAAAUGUUUACCCCAGGACAAGUGGGACCUCUCGCAAUCGCUUCCUCAAAGUUGUGCGACAGACGGUCCUAGCUGCGCCCCAAUCCAUGCCAAAUGCCAUUGAGGAACCUUCAUCAUAAGCGCCCUUAGAACCACACAUCCACCAAGCCCACCAACCUCCUGAGCCAAACCAAAGUGUAUAUGCUCCUUUUCACACAUAUCUUUCGUCAGACUACAUCCCCGGACUUCCAAACCCAUAUAUUUAGAUGGUAGUGAUGGUAUGUUCGUCAGAAAAGAGGAAAGUGUCCCCUGAGGCUGGUCAUGUCUCUUGAUGACCUACUCAGUACUAAGCUGCUGGCUAGAUUUUUCACCUCCAUUCAAUAUAUAAAGGAUCACCACGUAGUGUCCUAGAAUAUAUCCCUAGGUUAUAUCUAUGAACUACACACCUUCACCCAGACUCACCUCACCCUUUCCGAGGCUCGUUCAUCCACCAGGCAUUAGUAGUAUUGUUUAUGAAUCUUUACAUGACUGAAAAGACAUCACAUAGCCAAUUAAUUAAUUAUUAUAAUUAGCAUAACCAAAUAAAAAAAAUUAUUAAAACAAAAUAUGACCCAAAUAUUAAAGAAAUUUAAUAGCAACACAGUAAAAACGACUUCAAAAAUUCGCAAAAUAUAUGUAGAUUUAAAUCAGGAAAACAGGGACAUACAAAUUAGAGAGCUAAAUUAUUUGAAAAAAAUAUGACUGACUUGGGAAUUGUAUGGA
Cherax quadricarinatus is the source of this 1118-nucleotide messenger RNA. NCBI's taxonomy places the organism in Eukaryota, Metazoa, Arthropoda, Malacostraca, Decapoda, Parastacidae. The record is from RefSeq and is a predicted model, not a curated record.